UAAUUAUCAUUAUUAUCAUCUAAACAAAAUUCAAUCUUUUCCAAUCAUUUAUCAAAAGUUUUUGUUUUGAAUUUUUUCUCUAAAAAAAUUUGUAAUUCUCUGAGAAAGUGCAUCAAUUGAUUAUAUUUUAUCAGCGUUAAAAUUUAGUAAAAUGUAGAUAGCAUUUUAGAAAAGGUGAUUUCAAUUCAGUUCAUAUCUUAGUAUAGAAAAAGACAUGAACUAAAGAUCGAAACUAAUUUAUUGCGUGGAAGUGAUGCCUCUUUGUAGAUUAGCUUAGUCAUCUAGAAAUUUAUGUUUAUAUUGUCACAUAUAGUGUCUUUGCUUCCAAAAAUAGAUGUUCGCCCUUCAGGAAUUUUAAACCACCCUUUGAUAAAGAAAAUCUUGAUAAAAGAUUAGCAUCAAGUCGAGCAAGUUAAAAAUCUCUUGUCGAUAAUAAUUAAUCUCGUAGUCAUAUGCACAUUGUUAAUUAUUUAAGAGAAGAAUACAUCGAUAUUGUAUAAAAUUUCUCAUAUUGACCAUAUAUUUUACUAUCUAAUAUUCGAAAGUUAAUUUUAGACUUCACAUACAAACAUUUGGAAAGUGCCACCAUUUUCGAAUCAAAGUUCAUCUGUUCGUUAUCUUGAUUUACGAGGAUUUAAUCAUUCUGGUCAAUGUCAAUAUUAUAAUGAUCAACAAUGUUCAUCAUUAAUUCGUUCACCAUUAGGUAAUCAAUGUGAAUUCCUUAUUAUCGAAGUUGAAAAACGAACAAAUAUAAUUGAUCUUGUUAAUAAAAUGAAUCAUCUUCGAGCAUUAAAUGUUCGUUGUCGUGAUAGAAAAAAAAAUGAUGAUGAAUUAAUUAAAUGGUUACAAGCACGUUUACCAUCAACAUGUUCAUUUGCAAAAGAUUCAAGAUUUUCCAAUGAUAUUCGAUUGUGGAUUCGUUAG
Rotaria sordida is the source of this 924-nucleotide messenger RNA. NCBI's taxonomy places the organism in Eukaryota, Metazoa, Rotifera, Eurotatoria, Philodinida, Philodinidae. The record is from the annotation of a GenBank genome assembly.